AUGUGUACCUGUACCCAUCACCCAUGUUCUCUAGUUUACGUGUAUUUCCUUGUCCACCCCUUCUCUCUCCUCACAGAACUUGGACUAAUAGUAUCAGAAAGCACUUUCGCACCACCUGGAGCGAACCCGUUCUCGCGCUACGUGGGCACGGACUACCAAUGGACGGACAACGAUGCGAGCGUGGACUCGUGGGCCAUCCGUGCAUGCUGGGCGUAUGCGGUGGUGGCGAGUGUGGAGGCUGCGUACGGCAUCGCAUUGAAUCAAGCUGCUCCUCCGCUGUCAGUGGAGUCCCUCUUUGCAGCCAUGGGGCUCACCGAUGCAAACAAGUGCACCGCUGGAGGCUCCCCCACUGCGGCCUUUGAGAAGCUCGUCACUCUUGACGCCAGCAGUGGACUCACAGGAGACAGUGACCCGGCAACACCAUACCCGGUGGCAGCAUUUGAGCGGGCACUCUUCAAGGGGUACUUCGGGCUCAUGCUGGCAGUGCAGCGCCAGCCAGUGGUGGUUCACAUCCAGGCUACAGCUGACACGUUCUUCCAGUAUGAUGGGGACCCUGCGUGCUACACGGGCAGUCUGAACCAUGUGGUGCUCGUCGUUGGCUACUUCAUCAAUCGAGACGACGGCAGCCAAAACCGUAUUGCUCCUCCAUUUUGGAUCAUCCGCAACUCGUGGGGAGUGGAGUGA
Molecule: messenger RNA, 684 nt
Organism: Closterium sp. Naga37s-1
Lineage: Eukaryota; Viridiplantae; Streptophyta; Zygnematophyceae; Desmidiales; Closteriaceae
Source: the annotation of a GenBank genome assembly